Molecule: messenger RNA, 1378 nt
Organism: Vitis vinifera (wine grape)
Lineage: Eukaryota; Viridiplantae; Streptophyta; Magnoliopsida; Vitales; Vitaceae
Exons: 3
Coding region: 418-1206 (262 amino acids)
Source: RefSeq, a predicted model, not a curated record
AUGGAGAUUUGGACCAUCUGGUCAAAGCGCAGUGGGUUGGAAUUUGGGAACGGAAGCAAAGCAAACAAGGAAAAAGGACGCUGUCCCACACAGCAGGCUGCGAGAGCCAUAAAAGGAGUCUUGGCUUGGGAAGGCGAGAUCCCAAACAUUUGAGGGUCCUGCACCAGCCGGAAGCAAAGCAAUCAAGCACCGAUCCUCUGGAUCCACACCCAUCAACUGCACCAGAAUGUCUAUCGAACCCUAUCAUCUUGCAGGUAUAGUUCCAUCGGUUCACGCCCAGAUGUUCGGGGUGCCAUACAGGAAUCUGAUGAUUUAGUAAACCACAACAGAGUUGGCGGUACCUUCAGGCGCCUCACUAUCCAGGAUGAGCUUAAUUUUGAUUCUUGGUGGAGUUCGUUCUAUAGUGGUGAGACUGAAAUGGCUAUUAAUGUAAAUGGUGAUGAGAUUGGAACAUUGGUUAAUGUAAAUGAGAAAAAUCCUGAAGACGAUGAUCAGAUACCACGGAGAGGGAUGGCGUUUUCUUCUGAGUUAGAAGCUGAAGAAUUUUGUAAAAAGUAUGCCAAGAGAAUUGGUUUUACAGUAAGAAAAGGAAAGGUACAAAGGAAAGCAAAUGGUACACUGAAAGGGCGAUGCUUUCUUUGUUCAUGUGAAGGCUUCCGGACCAAGAAGCAUCCCAACCAGGGAACAAAGUAUCAGAGAUCAGAAACAAGAACAGGUUGCAAUGUCCAGAUCCAAGUCAAACUUGACAAUGGACAAUGGGUGAUCACAAAACUUCAUCUUGAGCAUAAUCACAGGUUGCAAUGCCUAGAUACACUUAAUUGGCCUUCAGAUGAAGUGGAAGGUGCUUCGGGAGCUGACAAGGAGAUCCAAACUUCCUUCGCUCCAACUGAAGCUGAGGACACAGACAAAACUCUCACAGAUCCUAACACAGCUGCUGCAGGGCUUCUUGAGAUGGUUGAGGGAUCUGGUGUAACUUCCAAUACCAGGGAGUCGAUUUGGCAGCAAAUAUGGACCAAAUAUGGAGACGUAACUGCCAAUUGCUCCUUUACAGCACCCCAGUUUGUAGAGAUCAUCAAAGGUUCCAUACUGCAGAUUGUGGAGCUGAUGCAGAAGAAUACUGCCUGUAGCCUGUCUGGUGCAGACACCUACUUCAUUGAUAGAGCAUUGAGUGAUUUGGAGAGGGUGUUGGAAAGUCAAUCUUCCUAAAUCUUCCAUAUUAAGAAUAGAUUAUCUGUAUAUGUUAGUUUUCCUAUUGUAAUUCCUGACUUAUAGUUGAAUAGUCUAGAAUAUGGUAAGCUAAUUCCUGACUUGUAGAAAAAGAUCUCAAACCUCCUUGUAUAGAUACACACUUCAACAUCAAUAAUAUUAAUUCAGCCAA